Messenger RNA from Cucumis melo (muskmelon), 2093 nucleotides. RefSeq lists its product as uncharacterized. Bases 383 to 1891 code for a protein of 502 amino acids. Gene Ontology annotation, molecular function: ferrous iron binding; broad specificity oxidative DNA demethylase activity; oxidative RNA demethylase activity. The transcript has 5 exons. Gene Ontology annotation, cellular component: cytoplasm; nucleus. Lineage: Eukaryota; Viridiplantae; Streptophyta; Magnoliopsida; Cucurbitales; Cucurbitaceae. Gene Ontology annotation, biological process: oxidative RNA demethylation. The record is from RefSeq and is a predicted model, not a curated record.
GUAUCUUGAACGUCAAAAGGCGGAAAUGAAACGGCCUAAAACCUAGGUAAAAUCUUACGUAGACGGACCGUUCACAACCCCUUUCAAAUCAUAAGAAAUAAACAAAGCUUAAACAAACAAGAUUCAUAUUAAACCCUGCCCCCUCGCUCCAUCAAAUCCUCUCUCAAUCACCUCCAUCGCUCCUCCGAUUCAAGGUUUGUUCGUCUUUCGAUUCCUUUUCUUCUCUUCAACAAUUUCUUGCCUUGCGAUUGUUGCAAUCCCGAUUUUAUGUUUUUUUCUGCUCCAUCGCCUCUCACAGCAAUAUUGGAACAUUUGUCACAGAAAUUGAUUGAACGCCUGGCAAACAGUUCAGCCACUUUUGGCAUUCAAUUACCCACCCAUCAUGAAUGAUGGUGGCCCUAGAUAUGCUGGAAGAGGCCAUCCGAAUAACAGAGGAAGAUCUCCUCGAUCCGCCGAUAAUUUCACUUAUCGUCCCCGUCAUGCUGGAGGUGAGGGGUCUUCUGUUGCUGGUUCUUCUAACCCUGGUAGUGGAGCUUUCCGAGGUAGAAGUUCUCACCAGAUGUCAUCAAGGAAUUUCAGGAAGCCUGUUGGACAAAAACAGGCCUCAAGUUCUGAACAGUGGCAGUGGCGGCCUUUAAAUAGCAGGAAAGAUGCAUCUCCUGGUGCUGUUGAUCUUCACCUGCAACAUAAUUCAACUGAUGAUAUGAGCAAUACCAAUAAACAAUUAUUGGGAUCUAUUGCAUCGAAUUCUGAUAGUAAUCAAAUAAGCAAUACUUCAGAGCAACGAUUGGGACCUAUUGCAUCAAAUUCUGAUUGCAUCGAACUCUUGUCCUCUUCUGCUCAAAAUGUCUCUAAGAGUUUGCAUUCUGCUGUAGAAAGAAUUCAGAUUCAGGGACCUACAGCAGUAUGUGGAAAUUGUAGUGAUUCUUUUCCUUAUGAUAAUCGUAACGGAUCAGAUGUGGUUGGACAGGAACUAAAGGUUCAACCUACACUAGAAUCCUGUGCAAAAGAUAAGAGUUCCACCAUAAAACUUGGGGAAAGUAAUAAUGUUUUUAACUCUAUGGACUCAAAAGACAAGAAGCCUUCAGUAGACCUCGAUACUUUUGAUAUAUGCCCUCCAAAAACUGGAGGUGUCACACUGAAUCCUUCUUUAUUAGCUAUGAACAGAGAAAAAAGAAAUGAGAUGAAGCGAGCAAUGGAUGGAUAUAAUGGAAUUGUGUUGAGACCAGGAAUGGUUCAUCUGAAGGGUAGCAUUUCCCUCAGGGAUCAGGCAAAGAUAGUAAAAAAAUGUCGGGAUCUUGGUAUUGGAGCUGGAGGCUUUUACCAACCUGGUUAUCGAGAAGGAGGAAAACUGCACCUGAAAAUGAUGUGCCUUGGUAAAAAUUGGGAUCCUGACAGUAGUACAUAUGGGGAUGUUCGUCCAUUUGAUGAUACAAAACCACCUAACCUACCAGAUGAAUUUUAUCAACUGGUUGAAAAGGCAAUCAAAGAUUCUUAUGCUAUUAUAGCAAAAGAUUCAACAAUAAAAAAUCCUGAACGCGUACUUCCAUGGAUGAAACCUAACAUCUGUAUUGUAAACUUCUACUCACAAAAUGGACGAUUGGGUCUUCAUCAGGAUCGAGAUGAAAGUCAAGAAAGUCUUGAUAAAGGAUUGCCUGUCAUCUCCUUCUCCAUUGGUGACUCUGCCGAAUUCCUAUUUGGUGAUCGGAGUGAUGUUGAUCAAGCAGAGAAAGUUACUUUGGAAUCAGGAGAUAUCUUGAUAUUUGGUGGGAAAUCAAGGCACGUUUUCCAUGGAGUGACUGCAAUUCAUUCAAACACUGCUCCAAAAGCACUUUUAGAAGCAACAAAUCUUCGUCCAGGUCGCUUAAACCUUACUUUCCGUCAGUAUUGAAGGUGUUUUUUCGCUCAGCAAGGGACGCAAUCCAUGAAACAACGCCCUUAUAUUCAGUUCCAAGUUUCCCUCUCUUCGGGAAGUUGGUUUUGUUUAAUCUAACACAUUACAGAAGUGCCAUCGUAAUAGAUUCAGCAUGUACAGGGAUACUUCUUAGUUUCUAAUUUAUUAUCAUAUGGGAAAUAUUAUGGUUUUUCAAGAA